Messenger RNA from Didymosphaeria variabile, 1680 nucleotides. RefSeq lists its product as uncharacterized. The transcript is spliced from 2 exons. NCBI's taxonomy places the organism in Eukaryota, Fungi, Ascomycota, Dothideomycetes, Pleosporales, Didymosphaeriaceae. The coding region runs from base 1 to 1680 and encodes 559 amino acids. The record is from RefSeq and is a predicted model, not a curated record.
AUGGGCAUCGCGGGGCUCGCCCGACGCCUUGAGGCGCAUGCGAGUCGAUAUACUCCCCAGGACCUGAGUGGAUAUAACGCCAUCAUCGACGGUCCCUCCCUUGCAUAUCACGCCCAUAAGCUGGCUCUGGCUGUUCGAGACACAAGCAACGUGCCGCGCAUCCCGUCGUACGCCGACAUUACUCAACAAGCUCUCCGCUGGCUUAGAACCCUUGAGGUUAUUAAUAUCAAGGUUACAGCCAUCUUGUUCGACGGAGCGCUUCCAGACACUAAGCAGGCUGAACGAAUAGCCAGAACAGCACGCUACAAUCAGCAAGUCAAUGGGCUGAGAUGUAAUUAUCCGUCUACAGCCUGUCCCAUACCGACCUCUCUCGGUUCGGUCUCUUAUUCCUUCCUCGCGCCAGCUCUGCGAGAGGCACUGGCAAAUAGCGAAUACGCCCGUAUCACAUUUAAUGUUCCAGGAGAAGCUGAUGACUGGUGCGCGCUGCGAGCCAAAGAGGAGCCGCCGUCGCUAAUCUUCAGUGACGAUACCGAUCUUUUACUUUACGAAUACCCACAAGACUUCCGGCUUUUGUUCUAUAGGGAUACUGAGCUCUGGCCCGAACCAAAGUUCAAGGGCUACUCGCCGUCCUCUAUAUGCAAAGAAUUCGGCCUUGCCAGUCUUAGGCCUUUCGCAUAUUGCUUGACUCAAGAUGCUCACAGUCCCGAAAGUAGGCUAAUCGGACAAGCUCAAAGCGUUGACAUAACUUCACAAACCUAUCUCGACUUCAUCAAGCGCUACGAUGUUGUCCCGAAUAUCAAAGACCUCUUCCUAACAAAUCAGGCUAUUUCAUCGCUGCAAAGUCUAGAUGUCAGGGUCUCGGAGUUCAUUUGUCAGGGUAUAAACUCAAGUGUCGAACCCGUUAUUUAUCUUCCUUUUCUCGUCGAAGACCAACACCGAGCUUCAGCAUGGACCCACGGCCAGGAUCUGCGGACUAUUUCCUACACUCUUUUCGCCACAGACUCCUCCAAGGUCCAAGAGCAUAAACGUAAAGCUCAGAAGGUCGCUGUUCAAGAUGUCGAGCUGUACCCACCUCAAGAAAGAUUGGCCAUAAUACAGACAUAUGCCCGCAACAUCAGUGCUUGGUUAGAAUGGACAAUUGAGCGAGACGUUCCUCAAAGCCUUGUGUGGCCUCUGUUUGCGAUUGGGAUCGUUCUUCGUGAUCUGAAAACACCUCCAGGUAUCGAACUCUGGCUACAUGUACUCAGCGCCGAUUUCGACAAUACUUGGGACCUCGUCCACCUCACCGCCUGCCUCCAUGCCGCCUUAUAUUCUCUUCGCUUCCUCAAACAAUGUGUUGAAGUGUGGCUAUCUCUCCACAAGGAUGGCUCACCUCCACUGCUCCUAUUUGCCAGUCAAUUACAUGCCGAUUUGCGGAGCAUGGGCCCAAUUACGGAUUUGUUCCUUGUGCCGGGGCAGGCAAGAAAACCGCAAGGUGAGCAGGAACUACUGCGAGAGCUUAUUGCUGAAGUGUACACUUCCGCGAACGUGGAGGUUCCUGUUGAGCGCAAGUCGAACAAGAGCGUGAAAAAGCAGCAGAGGGAGGUUGAGCGGAAGGAGAGGCGAAAGCAGGAACGUGGCGUAAAAGUGGGCAACAACUCGUUCGAUGUGCUCAAGUUCAUGAACGUGCGGCACACUUGA